Messenger RNA from Knipowitschia caucasica, 339 nucleotides. The record is from the annotation of a GenBank genome assembly. Lineage: Eukaryota; Metazoa; Chordata; Actinopteri; Gobiiformes; Gobiidae.
AUGCGGGUGAUGAGGGUGAUUACUGCUGUGUGCCAGUGUUUGGUUUGGGUCCCGCUGGGGGAGGAUCUCAGCCUCGGGUCACAGGAAGUGGGCAGGACGGUCCCCCGCAGUGAGGCUAUGUGGGACCUGGACCUGGGCAUGGACCUAGAGCUACACCUAGAUAGCACUGGACCUAGAGCUGAGUCUCAGUCUGUGGUGCUACAGACAGAGUUCCUCUUUGAUUCUGCUGCUGGACUUUCACUGUGGCUCUGGAAAAACCCGGGUCUGGAUCAGACUUGGAAUCAGGGACCAGGUCUCUGUCACAGACCAUAUGUGACAUCACUCAUCCCUGGUGUUUAG